AUGACUACACGUCGCACUCGCAGCAAAGCAGCAACGCCACCAGCAACUCCAUUGUCUAUUGGCAGUCCAAGGGGCCGUCGCACAACCACACGAGGAGGGAAUACCCCUAAAGCAGCCCGUAUAGUUGACGAGUCAGAUACAGAAUCGAGGGCUAGCAACAAGAGUGCGGGAUCAAGCACAACACGAGACAAGCUUCCGUCUUGGUUGGAGAAGCAGCUGGCUCAAGACAUUGAACAGUACGGUCUUCAUAGCAUUGGUGUUGGAGCAGGGAAAAAGAGAACUCUCAAGCAGAUCCUUGAUCAAGGAGACGAAAGGCAUUACGGCACAAAGUCUGCGCCAAUUCGAAGGACACUUGGGCAGAAGAUCCGAAGGUGGAAGGAACUCAGCCGCGAGAAAUAUCUUUUGAAACUAUCGAAGCUUGGGGUAGUUCCCUUCGAAGCAAGAAACAAGAGCGUGACAGAGACUGAAGCGUAUCGAGAACCAAAGAAAGAGUGGGAACUCACAUCUUCAGACGAAGAAGUUGAAGACAAGAAGACAAAGGAGGUUCCCAAGUUUGUAGACGUCAAGAGCCCAAAUAGUCGCGACGCUGUGAAUUUUGGUGGGCACUUUCCGUUAGCAUCACCAUCUUUCGGACAGCCACCCAGUCCAGUAAUUGAAGAGAGCGAACCUUUGGAACAAUCACCACCAGCACGCAAGAACUCAGACGUGAAGAUGGAUCCAACCAAGCAACAUCCGAGGGGAUCACCGAUUGUAGUUCCUAUUGGAGUUGAUAUUGAAUGGCCGGAAAACAACCGUGAGGUCUUGGUCUUUUCGACGAAAGACCUCCCUCGUGUCGACAAGGAUGAUGCCACUCUCCCCGGAUACUACUUGCUGCUGCCGAUGCAGUCGGAAUGGGUGAAGAAGGACCUGAAAGUUGACUGCUAUAAAGGACGGGUUUUGGCGGCCAACAUUGUGAGCUUGACGGUGCCUGCAUGGGAUCAUGACGUUAUCAACGGAUCGCAGGGGUGGGAAGCUUCGAAUGCUCCAAAAGAUGUCAAGGACAGCAUUCAAAAUGCACGUCAUGAGCACUACGAUUCGGACACCCCACGAGAGUGGGUUACUUUCCACUUACAUUUUCCAUCGAAGCAUCAGCUUUCUUCCAAAGAGGUCUUUGCCGAUGCAGGUGAGGCUCAAAAUCUCGAGUGCGAUUUCUUGAAGGUCCCGAUCAACAAGAAGAAAACUCAGUUCAAGAAAUAUGCGAUGUGGAGGGUUGCCCGCUUGGAUGUGAGGGGGUAUAAACGCGGCAAGAUUGAAACGGAGAAAGCAAUGAGCAAGAAUGCUCAAAAACUUGCUGCUUUGGGACUCGACAGCGACGACGAAGAAGAAGAACAAGAGGAGGAGAAUGAUAACUCGAAGAAUGGCGGUGGUCCUCCCGUUGUCGAACAGUUCAAUGACGAUGGUAACACCCUUUUGUUUCCAGCAGGUCAUGUGAUGCUACGUGUCUUCGAAAUGAUGCCAGAGGAUACGAGGAUGGUUGUUCUUGGACUCCGAACACAGCAACAACAAGAAAAAUAUAUCUUAGGAUGGCGUCAGCGAGUGGAAGAUGACCGAAAGAGGAGGGGGGAAGAAAUGAAACAGCAGCAGGAAGACGACACAGCAUUCUUAGACAAUGCUCUCUCGGAUAUGCAAGAUGAAAUCGAUUUUUAUACCUCAUAUCAUACGAAGAAGCGAGAUGCCAACGAACUGGACCAUGGUGAUGGAGAGGGAAACUUGGACCGGUGGGUAGACGAAUAA
Seminavis robusta is the source of this 1773-nucleotide messenger RNA. NCBI's taxonomy places the organism in Eukaryota, Bacillariophyta, Bacillariophyceae, Naviculales, Naviculaceae. The record is from the annotation of a GenBank genome assembly.